Messenger RNA from Sordaria macrospora k-hell, 3156 nucleotides. RefSeq lists its product as uncharacterized. Lineage: Eukaryota; Fungi; Ascomycota; Sordariomycetes; Sordariales; Sordariaceae. Gene Ontology annotation, biological process: phosphatidylinositol dephosphorylation. The record is from RefSeq and is a predicted model, not a curated record. Gene Ontology annotation, molecular function: phosphatidylinositol-4,5-bisphosphate 5-phosphatase activity.
AUGCCCUCUUCCGAAGGGCCACCACCCCUUAGCCGCACCCGUACAGGGUCCGCCACUACCGAUGCCGUUGAUCUGGGCACAACCAACCCCCAUUCGUUACACCAGGCUAUCUACGCCCGCCGCGAAGAGUACACCCGUCCCCAUCGGAUACGCGUCAAGGUCGGAACUUGGAAUGUUGCUGCUUGCCCUGGUACGGAUAAGGACCUGGCCAGCUGGUUUGUCGAUGGCAAGGGAAUCGACACUGCGCUAGCCACGCUCGAUCUCAACAAUAACGGGGCCAUCGAGGGGAAUUCAGAUGGAGAGGAUGGGGUACACAUACUUGGCGGGGAUAAGAUUGGCCUCUAUGUGUUAGGAUUGCAAGAGGUGGUUGACCUGAACACGGCAAGCCAGUACGUCAGUCGCGUGUACGCUGGAGAUGAAGGGGUUACCCAAAAGUGGAAGACUGCUCUCGACGCCGCUCUUCCCCCAGGCUACAAACUCGUUGCCUCCGAGCAAAUGACUGGCCUUUUGCUCCUCAUCUAUGCCUCUCCAGAGGUGGCGCCGACCAUCAGCAACGUGAGCACCGUCAGUGUCGGCACAGGCCUUCUUGGCUAUAUGGGCAACAAGGGCGCUGUCGUAACUCGCAUCAUCCUGGGCGAGUCCACAAGGUUGGUCUUUGUCAACUGCCACCUUGCCAGUGGUAUUGAGGGAGCAUACAACGAGCGGCGUAUUUGGGACGUUGGCCAGAUCCUCGGCCGCACACGCUUCAAGCCCGUCAGCUUUGCCGGUGUGUCAGAGGACUAUGAAGAGAAAAUCGGUGACGAGGACUUUGCCUUCUGGUUUGGCGACCUCAACUUCCGUCUCGAUGGUCUUCCUGGUGACGACAUCCGACACCUCUUGAUGUUGCACACAAAGGGAGAAUAUGGUGCUCCCAGGCCAAAGUUCAGGCGCGACAACUCUCUAGAGGGAGAACCUGUUAUUGUGCACGCCGACAAGUCAUCCGACGCCAGCGACCAGACGAAUGAUGAUGAAAAGUCAACCACGACCCACUCCACAGGAUACAGCAAGAAGACCGACUAUGACAGUGAUUCUGAUUUGGAUGCGCUUCCCGAUCCUGACGACUUCCUGCCAGAUCCCCACGAUGACCCUACUUCACUGCAAGCAACGCUGGACUCGUUGCUUCCCCACGAUCAGCUCACCCGGUUGAUUAAGCAAAAGAAAUUGUUCCAUGACGGAUGGCAUGAGGGCAGCAUCUCCUUUCUCCCAUCCUACAAGUACGACGUCGGCACUGUUGGACUCUUCGACUCGAGCGAGAAAAGGCGGGCCCCUAGUUGGUGUGAUCGAAUCCUCUACCGCACCCGCAAGGAUAAGGAGGCGUAUGACAAGAAGAUCAAGGAUGCCGAGGACGCACGCAAAAAGGAUGAAGAAAUGAAAGCUCGCGGUAUCGACGAGGCCGGAGAUGAUGACGAGGUGCUUUUCGACUAUGACCCGGAUAACGACGGCGAUGAAGAUCACGCUCCAGAUGUGUCACGGCUGGAAUACGAUGAAUACGACGAGGGCGAGGAAGGUGAUAACCAGCACGACAGAGAUGACUGGGUGGAUAGGAUACGCCAGGACAUCUACACGUCUCACCAAAGGAUCACAUCUUCCGACCACAAGCCCAUCAUAUCCAUCUUUACCCUAAACUAUGACGCUGUUGUGUCCGACCUAAAAGCAAAGGUCCACGCAGAGGUGGCCUGGGAACUAGAUCGCGCCGAAAAUGAGGGCCGCCCGUCCCUUACGGUGGUCAACGACUCGCGCGACAUCCGAGGACCGGGACGUCCUGGUGGUUCUCAAGACUCCGCCGAAGAACUCGUGGACUUCGGCGAGGUUCGCUUCCUACAAAAGCAAAGCGCCACACUGACACUGGCAAAUACAGGCCGGGUUGCAUGCACUUUUUCGUUCGUCGAAAAGCCUUCUCCUGGCAAAGAAGAUGGUCCCAGCCCGCCUCCGUGGCUGAAGACGUCCUUCAUCUCUUCAGAACCAGCCAUCGAUGAUUCGCAGCUACCAGAUCUGGGCAAGGAAGUGACACUAGAGCCCGGUGAAACGGUUAGGGCACGGUUAGAGGUCAACAUCAACGAAGUAGAGCAGGCUAGAGUGUUCAACAGUGGCAAGGAUAGGUUAGAGGAAGUUCUUAUCCUUCGAGUAACCGAUGGUCGGGAUCACUUCAUUCCUGUGCGUGGUGUCUGGAUGCCUACCUGCAUCGGUCGCUCCAUCGACGAGCUGAUCCGGGUACCUGAAGGUGGUCUGCGCAAAUUCGUUCACUCCCUGACUGAGAAGAACGGCGGUAAGGUCAUGUCCGUUCCUGAAGAAAUGGACGUCCAUUGCGCCGCACCCAGAGAGCUGUUCAAACUCACCGAGGCCCUGGAAGCGGUCACAGAGCGCGUCUUGGCAGACGAGCAGAUGCUUGAACAGUAUAAGGUACCUAGAGCAUCAGGUUGGCCGUUCGAACAAGACACUUGGCGAGUUACUGACAAGUCCCUCCGUGCCUCUCGCGCCGCCGACCUUAUCGAUGCCCUUGACGUAGGCAUGGCUCACAUUGUCGACGCCUUUCCCGCCGAGGUCCCUGCCAUCGAGCGUCUUGAGACCGUUGCCGAGGUUCUCCAGCUCUUCCUCCGCGGCCUUACGGACGGUAUUAUUACCACGUCCCUCUGGUCACGGAUCGAACAAGCUUCUCUCGUCUCCCUAGGUCAGGGAGCUACCGCCGCCUCCAAGCAAGAAACAGCCUACGAAGACGACAAGGGUACCAUUCUCGACAUUCUCUCCACCGCUCCCAACCACAACAUCUCCUUCGUUUUCCUAACGGCCACCCUAGCCAAGAUCACCACUGAUCUUUCCCCCGUCACUAAAUCAGACCUGGAACUCCUCAAAUCGGACACUCCUGUGAGGCUUAGUAUGCUGAACAGGCGGUCUCUCACCGCUGGACUUGUGAAGAGAAACACAUCGUCUGGGUCGGCGGGGCAAGCAAUGGCUGCGAUAGCGGCCAGGCAAGCCAAGGAGAGGAGUUUCGCAGAGGUGUUUGGGGAAUUGGUAUGUAGAGUGCCGAUGCAGAAGGGCAUGAAGGAUAAGGAGAGAAAGGCGGUGGAGGAGAGGCAGCGCGCUGUGCUGGAGUUAUUUUUGCGGAGGAGGGGAGAUUGA